Molecule: messenger RNA, 676 nt
Organism: Aspergillus homomorphus CBS 101889
Lineage: Eukaryota; Fungi; Ascomycota; Eurotiomycetes; Eurotiales; Aspergillaceae
Exons: 1
Coding region: 180-470 (96 amino acids)
Source: RefSeq, a predicted model, not a curated record
AGGAACCGUCUCUUGCGCCGCUUCGUUCUCGAUCCCUGCUCGAUAGAGUGGUGUCCAAUGAACAUUAUUGCUUACACAGGACCCGGCUGAGACGUUGCCUUCGGCACGCAGAGCCAGGCUCGCUAGUCUACGAAUUUAUAUUAACGGGAGCAACGAACCGAGGGCCACGAAAGAGCGAGAUGACCAGAAGUUGGUGGCUGCUGACAGUCAAACAUCGAACAUCGCCGGUUCUCCCGCCGGGACGAUCCCCGGCCUCAGUGAUUGGUGCAUUGACCCUGAUCGUGAUCGCGGUGGAGUUACUUGGUGUCCGAUUGGCUAUGGCCUUAAUCAGAUCGAUAUUGGGGUUAGAUUACCCGGAAAUAAUCCCUUUGUCGUCCGCGGUUGAAUUGCGUGCUGCUGGAAUUGAGUUUGCGGCUUCAGAAGGGAAUUUCGGAGACCAGCAACAUGAACAGCACCUCUUGGGUCAAUAAUGGAUUUGAUCAGUAGGAUCGUUAAUUUCCGGCAGGGGAACCGUGAUUACUCAUGUCUAUCGUCUCGGCCGCGGUGUCCGAGUGUCCCCCGGAUGUUGGCGGAUUAACGAGUCAGUUGUGACAAUGCGACCAGUCAAUCGACAUUUACUUUUGCUCGUAUCACAAACAUUUAUGCUUAUUGUGAUGUGUGUCUUCUCUGCCAGUCU